CGCAAGGAAGACCUGUUACUCACUCUUCAAGUCAAGGCUUGGGGUGCUGCGUGACGCUCUGCUGUCAGAAGUCUCAGACUCUGCCUGGCUGUGACACCUUCUUGGAUACUGAAGAUGCUGGCGAUUUUCAAAGGCCUGCUGAAGAGAAAAUAUCCUCAGGAGGAAGACCCGUUAUCCAUCUUAAAGUUGAGGCUCGGAGGAAACGCGAAGAUGAUGGACCCAGGCUUGCGAGCUGAGAGUGUGGCCCACGGUGCGGUGACGUUCGCAGAUGUGGCCGUAGAAUUCUCCCAGGAGGAGUGGGCGUGCCUGGACACCGCUCAGAGGGACCUGUACUGGGAUGUGAUGCUGGACAACUACAGCAACCUGGUCUCACUGGAUUUGGAGUCCGCACAUACAGAUAGGAAUUCAGCAGUAGAAAAGAGCUUUGAUAAAAUGAAUCUUCAGAGGAGGAAUGCACUUGGCAGAAGCAAGUCCUGUCCAGCUGAUGAGAUGAGUGAGUCUGAAAGAGGCCAAGGCUCUGGAGAGGGGGAUCUCAGCCAAAAUGGAGAGCCCAGCCGAGAGGAGAGCCCCAGCCCAGAGGGGAACCUCAGCCGAGGGGAGAGCCCCAGCCUGGAAGGGAGCCCCAGUGGAGAGGAGAGCUCUAGCCUAGAGGACAGCCCCAGCCGAGAGGACAGCCCCAGCCCAGACUGGAGCCCCAGCCGGGAGGGGAACUCCAGCCGAAAGGGGAACCGCAGCCAGUUGGGUUCUCGCAAGCAGCUUCCUGCCAGAGAGCGCACCGCAUCCCGGCUGGCCAGGUCUUACCGGGAGAGCGCCUACGAAUGCACGGAGUGCGGGAAGGCUUUCAGCCGCAGCUACCAGCUGAGCCAGCACCAGAAGAUCCACACCGGAGAGAAGCCCUAUGAGUGCAAGGAGUGCAAGAAGGCCUUCCGCUGGGGGAACCAGCUCACGCAGCACCAGAAGAUCCACACGGGGGAGAAGCCCUACGAGUGCAAGGACUGCGGCAAGGCCUUCCGCUGGGGCUCCAGCCUGGUCAUCCACAGGAGGAUCCACACCGGAGAGAAGCCCUACGAGUGCAAGGACUGUGGCAAGGCCUUCCGGCGGGGCGACGAGCUCACUCAGCACCUGCGCUUCCACACUGGUGAGAAGGACUAUGAGUGCAAGGACUGUGGCAAGACCUUCAGCCGCCUCUACAAGCUCAUCCAGCACAAGAGGAUCCACAGCGGGGAGAAGCCCUACGAGUGCAAGGACUGCGGCAAGGCCUUCAUCUGUAGCUCCAGCCUCAUCCAGCACAAGAGGAUCCACACUGGGGAGAAGCCCUUCGAGUGCCAGGAGUGCGGGAAGGCUUUCACCCGCGUGAACUACCUCACACAGCACCAGAAGAUCCACACGGGCGAGAAGCCUCACGAGUGCAAGGAGUGCGGCAAGGCCUUCCGCUGGGGCUCCAGCCUGGUCAAGCACGAGCGCAUCCACACCGGGGAGAAGCCGUACAAGUGCACCGAGUGUGGCAAGGCCUUCAACUGCGGCUACCACCUUACCCAGCAUGAGCGUAUCCACACCGGCGAGACGCCCUACAAGUGCAAGGAGUGCGGGAAAGCCUUCAUCUACGGGUCAAGCCUGGUGAAACACGAGCGUAUCCACACUGGGGAGAAGCCCCACACGUGCAAGGACUGCGGGAAAGCCUUCAGCCACGGCCACCAGCUCACUCAGCACCAGAAGACGCACGCUGCGAAGCCGCACGUGUGCGACGAGUGCGGGAAGGUUUGCAAGCACGCAAGCCACCUGAAAGGACACCUGAGGGUUCAUAAGAAUUAGAAGCCUUUUGAAAGCAGUGUGGGGCCAGGGAUGUAGCUCAGCAGUACAGCGCCUGCCCAGCAGGUGCAGUGCCCCGAGUUCAGUUCCCGGCACCGAAGCGCCUAUCCUCCUCCACUCAUUCUUUCUCACUAACCAUGAGCAAGAGUCACAAUUAAUUUAACAUAGAAAAGCCCUCCCUUGUCAUUCGCACACUUACGACAUCACCAGUAACACUAGAGGCAAAUGUGGGCCACAGAGAUGUUAUUUUUCUUUAUGAUCACAUGUUCGUCCUGACAUCUUUACCAGCUAGGCCGGCUGAGCACACCAUCGAAGCCUGUCAGCGCCAUUCCAUCUUUAGUACAUUUCAGGUUCAUUCUAGGGAACAACCCAGCUAAACCGUACACGGGGAAACAACACGUGCCCUUGAUCACGGCACAUAGCCCACCGAGGAUCCGCAGUGUCCCGACCCUUUACUCCCUGUGAGACAUGCCAGCACACUUCGUGUCACCCCUGUGCAUUACAGAUGCACCUCAACAUAGGGCUACAUCCUGGUAACAGAGGGUUACAGCCUGGUAAGCCCAUCCCGUGUUGAAAAUACCACUCGAAAAAGCGCUUAAUACACUUGACCGACCAAACAUUGGAACCUAGCCCAAUCUACCUUAACAGUGCUCAGAAUUAUUCCCGUUAGCCUAAAUUGGGCAAAAUCGUCUAAAAGCUUAUUCAGUGAUUAAGUGCUGGAUGUCUCGUGUAAUUUAUUGAAUAAUACGCUGAAAGUAAAAAUUAGUGGCUAUAUGGUUAUGCUUUUGCACCAUUGUAAGUUCAGAAGUCCCUGGUUGCAUUGGGUCCGCUUUUGCACCAUUGUAAAGAUCAGUAAUCAGUGAUUGUGUGGGUUUGCUUUCUCACCGUCGUAAAGUUCCGAAGCCAGUAGUUGUAUGGAUUCACUUUUGCACCAUCCUGCAGCUCAGAAAGCCGCAGCUGUAUGGUUAUACUCUCACCAUUCUAAAGUUCAGAAGUCCGUGGUUGUGUGGGUUCGCUUCUGCACCAUGCUCAAGGUCCGAAUCAGUGGUUGUGUGGGUUCGCUUCUGCACCAUGCUCAAGGUCCGAAGCAGUGGCUCUCUGAUUAUACUUGCACCAUUAUAAAGUUCAAACGUGAGUGGUCGUGUAAGUUCGCUUUCGUACCAUCGUAAAGUUCAGAAAUCCGUGGUUGUGUGGGUUCGCUUUUGCACCAUCGUAAAGAUCAGAAAUCAGUGGUUGUGUGGGUUCGCUUUUGCACCAUCGUAAAGAUCAGA
Molecule: messenger RNA, 3080 nt
Organism: Octodon degus (degu)
Lineage: Eukaryota; Metazoa; Chordata; Mammalia; Rodentia; Octodontidae
Gene: Znf331
Product: zinc finger protein 331
Exons: 6
Coding region: 115-1812 (565 amino acids)
Biological process (GO): regulation of transcription by RNA polymerase II
Molecular function (GO): RNA polymerase II cis-regulatory region sequence-specific DNA binding; DNA-binding transcription factor activity, RNA polymerase II-specific
Source: RefSeq, a predicted model, not a curated record